This is a messenger RNA of Saccostrea cuccullata (small rock oyster), 2491 nucleotides long. RefSeq names its product zinc finger protein 91-like. The transcript has 3 exons. Gene Ontology annotation, biological process: regulation of DNA-templated transcription. Gene Ontology annotation, molecular function: RNA polymerase II cis-regulatory region sequence-specific DNA binding; DNA-binding transcription factor activity, RNA polymerase II-specific. NCBI's taxonomy places the organism in Eukaryota, Metazoa, Mollusca, Bivalvia, Ostreida, Ostreidae. The coding region runs from base 1 to 2070 and encodes 689 amino acids. The record is from RefSeq and is a predicted model, not a curated record.
AUGAAGAUCAAACUGGAAAUUCAGAAAGGCACAUCAACACACAUGAAGGCAUUCACUCGUUCAAGUGACUUACAGACUCACAUGAGGACACACACAGGUGAAAAACCAUAUACAUGUGAAGUGUGUGGGAAGGCAUUCUCUCGUUCAAGUGACUUACAGAGUCACAGGAGGAUAUUACAAUUAGAUGAUAAACCUUAUAAAUGUAAUUUGUGUGGAAAGGCAUUCACUCGUUCAGGUUACUUACAGAAUCACAUGAGGACACAUUCAGGUGAUAAACCUUAUGAAGGUGAUAUGGAAAAAGAAGUCGGGUCAUCCAAUUCAAAGAUUCAAAGUGAGGCUGAAGAGUCAACCAGCAAAGCUUUUCAAUGUGAUUUCUGUUUAAAGAACUUCAGCCUGUCCAGUAGCUUGAUCAGACAUAAAAGAAUACAUACUGGAGACAAACCUUAUAAGUGUGAUGUGUGUGGGAAGGCAUUCACCCAGUCUUAUACCCGUCAUGAACACAUGAGGAUACAUACAGGUGAUAAACCUUAUAAAUGUGAGGUGUGUGGGAAGGCAUUCAACAAAUUAUGUAACUUAUACUGCCACAUGAGGACACAUACUGGUGAUAAAUUUUAUCAAUGUGACAUGUGUGGGAAAGCAUUCAGUCAGUCACAACAUUUACAGAAACACAUGAAAACACAUGCAGGUGAUAUACCUUAUAAAUGCAGUGUGUGUGAGAAGGCAUUGGCCGAUUCCGGCUCCUUAAAAAGACACAUGAGGAUACAUACAGGUGAUAAACCUUAUACAUGUGAUGUGUGUGGGAAGGCAUUCAACCAAGCACACAACUUACAAAAACACAUGAGAACACAUACAGGUGAUAAACCUUAUAAAUGUGUUGUGUGUGGGAAAGCAUUCAGCCAGACAAAUCAUUUACAGACACACUUGAGAACACAUACAGGUGAUAAACCUUAUAAAUGUUACGUUUGUGGAAAGUUAUUCAAACGGAAGGAUACCUUACAAGUACACAUGAGAAUACAUACAGGUGAUGAACCUUACAAAUGUGGUGUUUGUGAGAAGGCCUUCAAAUAUGUCACCAAUUAUAAAACACACAUGAGGACACAUACCGGAGAUAAACCUUAUAAAUGCGAUGUGUGUGGCAAGGCAUUCAGCCAUUCAUAUACUUGUCAGACACACAUGAGGACACACACAGGUGAUAAACCUUAUAAAUGUCAUGUGUGUGGAAAAGCAUUCAGCCGGUCUUAUACCUGUCAUGAACACUUGAGGAUACACACAGGUGAUAAACUUAAAAACUGUGAUGUGUGUGGGAAGGCUUUCAAUAAUUUAGGCAACUUAUACCGCCACACGAAGAUACACACAGGUGAUAAAUCUUAUCAAUGUGAUGUGUGCGGGAAGGCCUUCAACCAAUCACAGAACUUACAAAAACACAUGAGAACACAUACAGGUGAUAAACCUUAUAAAUGUAAUGUGUGUGAGAAAGCAUUCAGCCAGACAAAUCACUUACAGACACACAUGAGAAUACAUACAGGUGAUAAACCUUAUAAAUGUAAUGUGUGUGAGAAAGCAUUCAGCCAGACAAAUCAAUUACAGAUACACAUGAGAACACAUACAGGUGAUAAACCUUAUCAAUGUGAUGUACAUUCUGGUGAUAAAUCUUUUCAAUGUGAUGUGUGUGGGAAGGCAUUCAACAAUUCAGGAAACUUACAGAAACAUAUGAGGACACAUACAGGUGAUAAACCUUAUAAAUGUGAUAUGUGUGAGAAAGCAUUCAGCCAGACAAAUCACUUACAGACACACAUGAGAACACAUACGGGUGAUAAACCGUAUAAUUGUGAGGUUUGUGAUAAGUUAUUCUCUCGGAAAGACACCUUACAAGGACACAUGAGAAUACAUACAGGUGAUGAACCCUACAAGUGUGAUGUAUGUGAGAGGGCCUUUAAAUAUGCCACUGAUUUAAAAAGACACAAGAUGACACAUACUGGAAAUAAACCUUAUAAAUGUGAUUUCUGUCUAAGAGCAUAUUGUAAAAAGUCAGAUCUAGACAAACACCGGAAGAUACACACGUGUGAUUAACCUGUUAAGUGUGUGUAGAAAAUCAUUCAACCGAUCUACAUACAGAAAUAUAGAGACGAGAAACCUCAGAACUGUCAUAUUUUCGGAAAGGUAUUCAAUCAAUUACUAAUGCAUACGUUAAAAAUCUAGAUACAGAUAUAUAGAGGCGAGAAACCUUAGUAUUGUGAUGUGUUUGGAAAUUUGAAAAAAUAUCCACAGAUCUAGCAUUUAAACUUACAAAAACUCAUGGUGACGCAUUUCAAAUAAAUGCAAAACCGUACAAAUUGCAUUUAAAGUAACCUACAGAAACUCAUGGUGACAUAUUUCAAACCUUACUAAUGGGAUGUUUGUGGAAAGUCAGUUGAAAAAAGCCAUAGAUGAAGAGCCAUUUGCGGAUAUAUAAAUGUUUGAUAGCCUAUACCAGAAUACCUCUGAAAACAGA